AUGCGCUUCAUCAUACCUUUCCUCACUGCUGCCGGCCUUGCCAGCGCCGGACUGCUAGAAACUAUUGUCAAGAGAGAUGACUACUGGGGUGGCAGCGUCUCGCUCGGUCCCUCCAAGUCGACCAUCGUCAACGCCGUCACGACGUUGAUCCCCGGAGCUGCCCCAGAGACUCAGAACGGCGUGCUAUUCCUCUGGCCUGGUAUGUCCAACGGAACCGGCGAUCUGGUCCAGACUACCCUCGAAAGCUGGCCUGACAACUCGUGGUGCGGAGCAACCUCCGGCCAGUGGUGUGUACGCGCCAGUGUCUUUGGCAGCUUUGGCCAGCUUGACGGCUCUGGAUCACCCGUGAGCGGAACCGACCAGGUGCGGAUUGAGUACAACCUGGAGUCUGAUGGACAGACCUGGAAGCAGACCGUCACAAAUGGCCAGACUGGUGCCCUGCUUUCAACUUACUCCCACGAAUCCGGACCCUACAUGCGAGGAUACGGCACCGGAACUGAGUGUAACGACAACUGCUCGGGAACUAUCGCUGCACAGAAAUACGUGAACACGGUUAUUACUCUCGCCUCGGCUGAUACUACUUUCGGCUCGACGAUUGCUAGCGCGGGUGGUGCUACGUAUACCGCAGUUUCAUCUAGUCAGGGUGGAAAGGUGUGGACUAUCAAGCAGAUUGAUAUUCCCUCAAUGCAUUGAGUGACGGUCGAGAAAUUUGUGUUCGAGUGAUUGCAUUGCGAGUAUAAGUUGCCGACGUGGUUUCGUUUUACGAGAUUCAUAUAUGAAGGCUAUACUGGGAAUAACCGUCAAUUGUUCAACGAAUUAACCGCUUUUAUAAUCGAUAUCCCACUUCAAAUGCAUGCAUAUUUACAAAACUUCAA
Messenger RNA from Penicillium samsonianum, 875 nucleotides. RefSeq lists its product as uncharacterized. Bases 1 to 693 code for a protein of 230 amino acids. NCBI's taxonomy places the organism in Eukaryota, Fungi, Ascomycota, Eurotiomycetes, Eurotiales, Aspergillaceae. The transcript is spliced from 4 exons. The record is from RefSeq and is a predicted model, not a curated record.